AUGCAACACAAACCCUACCAAAUCCUACCAAACCCUACCAAACCCUACCAAACCCUACCAACCCCUACCGAAUCCUACCGAAUCCUACCGAACCCUACCGAACCCUACCAAUCCCUAGCAACCCCUACCAAACGCUACCGAACCCUACAAAACCCUACCAACCCCUACCAAACUCUACCAACUCCUACCAAACCCUACCAAACCCUACCAACCGCCACCAAACCCUACCAACCGCCACCAAACCCUACCAAACCCUACCGAACCCUACCAAACCCUACCAAACCCUACCGAUCCCUACCGAACCCUACCAACCCCUACCAACCCCUACCGAUCCCUACCGAGCCCUACCAAUCCCUAGCAACCCCUACCAAACGCUACCGAACCCUACAAAACCCUACCAACCCCUACCAAACUCUACCAACUCCUACCAAACGCUACCAAACCCUACCAACCGCCACCAAACCCUACCAAACCCUACCGACCGCCACCAAACCCUACCGAACCCUACCGAACCCUACCGACCCCUACUACACCCUACCAACCCCUACCAAAUCCUACGAAACUCUACCAAACCCUACCGAACCCUACCGACCCCUACCAAACCCUACCGAACCCUACCGAACCCUACCGAACCCUACCGACCCCUACCAAACUCUGCCAAGAUUUUUUGCGGAUUCCCCUAAAUAUAUCUUCACAUAA
Molecule: messenger RNA, 699 nt
Organism: Macrosteles quadrilineatus (aster leafhopper)
Lineage: Eukaryota; Metazoa; Arthropoda; Insecta; Hemiptera; Cicadellidae
Product: salivary glue protein Sgs-3-like
Exons: 1
Coding region: 1-699 (232 amino acids)
Source: RefSeq, a predicted model, not a curated record